UCAGCUAGUUCGGUUAUUCAUCGAUCACCUCAGAAUAAAGAGACAUACUAAUGUUAAACUAUAAAGUAAUAAUUAUACUGAUAGAAUGCUGAAAUUUAUUCCCACUGUAAUGAUUUUAUUCUCACUGAGUUUGCUGGUAUUUACAACCAGCGUCUCGCCUGAUCUGUCAAUGAGCUUUGUGGGCUGGCGUCGGGGCUCGCCAGGGGACAACGUAGAGCAACGAAUCAGUUGGAUGUCAUGCAGGGGUGUGUUGUGGUCUGGUUCUCGGAAAGCGGAUUAUCUGCAGCUGAUAAGGACGCAUGAUAUAAAAGGCUGCGUCAAGAUGAGGCCGACGUACUUUACUGCCAACUUCAAAAAGCAGCCACGCAGCACAUCAGGGGAUUUAACUAAUCAUGCUGCUGCUCGUCGUUGCGGUUUUCAAUGUGCUUUUUGCUGCUGGAGUUACUUGCUUGCCGCUAACGGACCGAGGCCCCCACGUCGACCACGGCUGGGACCAAGUGGUCCGGCUCAGGCACCUGUACGCAGCCAGGUCCGGCGUGCAUCUAGUGAUCAGUGUGGAUGGACAGAUACGUGGCUCUGCUGACCAGACUCUAUACAGUCUUCUGGAGAUCCGUCCAGUGGCGCCAGGCUGUGUUGCCAUCAGGGGAGUAGCGACCGCACGGUUUCUCUGCAUAGAAAGCGAUGGCAGACUCUUUUCAUCGGACACCUACAGCCGAGAUGAUUGCACCUUCAGAGAGCAGAUCUUACCGGACGGGUACAACAGCUACAUCUCUGACAGACAUGGAGCCCUGAUCAGUCUGGGAAACCACCGGCAGAGGCUCCAGGGCUUAGACAGAGGUGUUCCGGCUCUGGCCCAGUUCCUUCCCAGGAUCAGCACCCUGGAUCAGACGUUGUUCUCUGACACUGACGUACUUGACCAGCAGAGUGUGCCACAGACAGAAAAGCCUGUAGUCUCAAUGGACACGUUUGGAAAGCUUUCUCAGAUCAUUCACAGCCCCAGCUUCCACAAGAGAUGAGAAAGCUGCCCUAAGGAACCUCUCAAUGGAUAAAUAUUGAGGUGUCCAUGCACUCCUUCUUGAAUGUUGUGAAAUCAGGGAAUAACUGCAGGUCUAGCCAGCUUUACCCAGGAAGAUUGCUGCCAGCACUGCCCAGUGACGGCCGACAGAGCAGAAUACAAGUGUGGCGUACUACAUAGUGGAGAGUGAAUCUGUACAGAGUGUAAUGCUUUGUCGCUUUUUCACCAACAUCAUUUACUGAACAGACUGAAAAGCCCAUGCACAUUGGCAGGAAUGUGUUUGUUUAGAACACGGAUGAUGAGCACCGACUAAAGAGGAAGAAAGAGCUACGCCUUCAGACGGGGAAAGGAAAGAAUACCAUAUUAUUCAUUGCACUGUCUGAUUCGAGGAAGUCUAGUUCAACAUGAUGGACCUGCAAAUAUGCAGUGGCACUAAAGGAACAAUCAGAUAUUCUGUCUGUAAGGCCUGUCGGACACUUUCUGGAUAGAACGGACAAUACGCAUUUAGCCAAAAAGUAUUCACUACUAAAAUAACAAAAAGUGAAUUAGUGUAUCCUUCUUGCAGGAGAUAAAUAAGACGGAAAGGCAAACAGUGGGAUACUACGUUAAAAACAUACUUUUUUACUUUUAUUUUUUACACCUGGCAAAUGUAUUGUUAUCAUGUAGUAUAUUUAAGUUGUUCUACUUCUUUGGUUAUUUAAAUGUCCACGGCUUGUAUGAUUUAUUCAGUGCAUCUGUACUUAAACUGGAUAUGUCUUUAAAUGUAAUAGCAAACAUGAAGAGAAUGUGUUGCCUUGUUUCAUGUUAAAAUUGAAAUGUGUUUGAAUAAAGUUGAUGAUGACGCACUAAA
Molecule: messenger RNA, 1865 nt
Organism: Mugil cephalus (flathead mullet)
Lineage: Eukaryota; Metazoa; Chordata; Actinopteri; Mugiliformes; Mugilidae
Gene: fgf19
Product: fibroblast growth factor 19
Exons: 3
Coding region: 393-1016 (207 amino acids)
Biological process (GO): positive regulation of gene expression; animal organ morphogenesis; positive regulation of protein phosphorylation
Cellular component (GO): cytoplasm
Molecular function (GO): growth factor activity; fibroblast growth factor receptor binding
Source: RefSeq, a predicted model, not a curated record